AUGGCAGGCAAUGGCACCGUCUUAAUUAAUCCCAAGCUCUCCAGGUUUUUUUCUGCAACGAAGCAAGCAGAUGCGAGGAUGAUGUGUAUUCUAUUCGAUUGGGGUACCCAAUGCAAUCGAUGUUCGUUCGAUUUGGAUGGCUUGCACAUGUACUGGUACCGGUACAUGCAUGGCAUGUAUUUCUAUUCAUCUUCAGGGUCAGGGCUAUUUAUUUUGCAUUUCGAGAAAAAGACAGAAGGCAGGUUCGCUUUCUUUGCGAUGUUUUGUGCCAAUAAUGUGUCUGAUUCGACUGACGUGUUGCAGGAAGGCCUUACGUGUCGAUGUCGCUGA
Messenger RNA from Seminavis robusta, 330 nucleotides. NCBI's taxonomy places the organism in Eukaryota, Bacillariophyta, Bacillariophyceae, Naviculales, Naviculaceae. The record is from the annotation of a GenBank genome assembly.